AUGCCAGUCUUGAAAGGAUCUUGCUUUUGCCGCGAAAUCGAAUAUGAGUUGAGACUGGAGUCGGCAGACGAUGCUCGCACAACCCUUUGUCACUGCCAGAACUGCAAAAAAGCAUUUGGAACAAAUUAUGGCCUCACAGCCAAGGUCGCUAAAGAUGCGUUCCAUCUAACCAAGGGACAGCCAAAGGAACACGCAGCGGAUAGUGGAUCCGGGGUCGCAAUUUAUCGACAUUUCUGUGAUACUUGUGGAAGUUUUAUUCUUGAGUUUGGUGAGAAUGCGAAGGAUCACUUCCGCUAUAUCUGUGUGGGAUCCCUCGAUGACCCCGAGAUGUUGCCACCAAAGGGAGAAUUCUUCUGCAAGGCUCGAGCGAGUUGGAUGCCAGAGAUUCCCGACGUGUUCCACAAACAAGAAAUCAAAGAAUGA
Messenger RNA from Penicillium subrubescens, 423 nucleotides. Its product is annotated as GFA family protein. The record is from RefSeq and is a predicted model, not a curated record. The coding region runs from base 1 to 423 and encodes 140 amino acids. The transcript has 4 exons. NCBI's taxonomy places the organism in Eukaryota, Fungi, Ascomycota, Eurotiomycetes, Eurotiales, Aspergillaceae. Gene Ontology annotation, molecular function: carbon-sulfur lyase activity.